CACAAUGAGCAGAAAUAAACCAGGGCUGGCGGGGAGGGCCCCGCGCCGGCGCAGGCUGCGCACUCGCAGCAGUUGCACUUUUGCUUUGUGUGCCGGGAGGGGUGGAAGCGCGCACCCGCAGCGGGGCUCCACGGGCACAGCCAGCCGAGCCUGCCAAGCUGCGGGGCCGUGCCUGUCAGACUCCUGCGCUGAGGGAAGGGGCUGAAAUGCCACCCAAAAGGUGACCGAAGGUGCAGACCUGGCUCUGGACAGUUGUCUGCUUCAGCACGUAAAGAUGGAUUUCUCCGUGGGGAUCCCAGCUCUGCCAGCACUGCAAGCUGCUGCAUUAAGGUCUGGUCACUUCUGAAAAAGCAGGAAGGACACGUACAAUACAAGCAGGACUUGAAUGAAUCCAGAGCAGAGCUCCUCACCAGAUGGGACAGGAUCGCCUAGCUGAAGCCUCGUGCACAAACACCAGGGCUGAAGGAGGUUUACACCUGAUUAUUUAAGCACCAACAACCUCAGGACAACCUGGCUGCCGGGUGCUGGUGAGGACCAUGUUAUUAUGCCGGAGUGCUAACCGCACAUGCCUGCGUUGGCACAGCAGAAGACUUCAUGAAGAGCAAAGGUGACCGGUGCCCAAAAGGCAGGAAGGCAACGGCUUGGGACAGAGGUGCCACUGAGCUCACAGCUCUUCUGCUCGCCAUCCACACAGCCCCUGGGGGCUCUGGGGGAAGGAACCAGAGCUGAGCGCGAAUCUAGAGCCCAGCCAUGGAGAACAGCUCAACCUGCUCCAAUAGCACCAACCUCAAGCCCUACUAUGCAGCUACAUACACUUUCAUCCUCGUCCCUGGACUAAUAGGAAAUGUAUUGGCUUUGUGGGUCUUUUACGGGUACAUGAAAGAGACUAAACGGGCCGUAAUAUUUAUGAUCAAUUUAGCCAUCGCUGACUUAUCGCAGGUUUUAUCCUUGCCUCUGAGGAUUUUCUACUACUUGACCGGGACGUGGGAGUUUGGAUCAGGCCUCUGCAUGCUGUGUUUCUACCUGAAGUAUGUCAAUAUGUACGCCAGCAUCUACUUCUUGGUUUGCAUCAGCGUGAGGCGGCUUUUGUUUCUUAUGUACCCAUUCAGGUUCAGCGACUGCAAACGCAUUUGUGAUGUGUACAUCAGCAUAGCUGGGUGGAUCGUGGUCUGCAUUGGCUGUUUGCCUUUCCCUCUGCUGAGAAGCGAAGAAGCAAAAAUUGCAAACAAGUGCUUUGUGGACCUCCCCGUACGGGAAGUUGACCUUCCCACCGCCACUGCAAUGAUGACGCUAGGUGAAUUGGUGGGAUUCAUAACACCCCUUUUUAUCAUCGUAUACUGCUCGUGGAAGACUAUCUUAUCAUUAAAAGAAAAAAAUGUCGCUUCGCCUGAUCUUGGAGAGAAAAAAAAGGCUUUGAAGAUGAUUCUCACCUGCGCUCUGGUAUUUCUGAUUUGCUUUGUGCCUUAUCAUAUCAGCUUUCCACUGGAUUUCUUUGUCAAAACCAAGAAGAUUAAAAACUGCCACGUCCAGGAGGUGAUCUCCCUGUUUCACGCCGUAGCCUUGUGCCUUGCCAGCCUCAACUCCUGCGUGGACCCCAUCCUCUACUACUUCACUACGGACGAGUUCCGGAGGCGGCUGUCCCGGCAGGAGCUGCAGGACAGCGUGCAGCUGCACAGCCAUGGCUGCAGCAAGAAGCACUCCCAGGCCACGCUGCAGGAGGAGGCCACCGACUGCUAGCGCUGGCUGCCCCGGGCACGGCCCCGGACCGCAGGUGCUCGUGUGGAUCUGGCUUCUGGCCGAUCUGCUUCCCCAGGACACGUGCUCUAGGUGACCCUGCUCGAGCAGGACUCGAUGAGCUCUGGAGGUCCCUUCCAACCUCAACCAUCCUGUGAUUCUGUGACACCGAGAGAUGCUCCUCAGGCACGCUUCUGCUGGCUCCAGGGAGGAUUCGAGCUAAAAAUACAACAACAAAAAAGCCUGACCAACCCCCUGAUGACUUAAUACUUUGGCUGCAAAUGUUCCCUGUGUAAGCACCACCACGUAAUUCCCACGGGCCCCGCUCCUGAGCCGGGCAGCCAGGAGCAGGCUGGCAUUGGCAGGAUCAGGCCGCGCAGCCCUGCCCCGCUGCCACCCACCCGCAUCGCGGUCACACACCCUGGCACCAGGCGAGAGGCUGCCAAGACUUUGGGGUUUCCUUAUCCAGCAAGAAUUCAGUCCUAAAGUUAGCACGUGGCUCAGUAUUAAAUUAUUCUGAAGCAACGGGUGAUGGCACAGCAACUUUAAUGUCUACAUGUGCCUGAGGCCUCAGGCGUCCCCAAAGGCCUGGCUGCAUCCGUAAACACCCAGGGCUCGACUCUGGGGGCGCAUCAGUUGACAGCUCCCCAAAUCACAAUGCCAAUCAAGUGCCCAGACACUAUUUUUUUUCUACCAUCAGCCGUUUUUUUUACCAUCAGGUCAUUUCUGGAUCAGGGUAAGAAGUAGAAUGCCACGAGUGGCCCUUUCUGAUGCUUGUGAUAAGCCUUAAACACAGGGCUCUGCUUUGAGGACAUUUAGUCAGGUUAAAGAUCCAGUGAGCCUCUCGGGUCCUUUUUUUUUCUCCAAAAAUGGGGUAAAUGGUUCCCCUUUCACUGACAAGAGACUCUGCACCAUAACACCUGCUGUGGUGUUAUCAUCAGUAUUAUGGUGAACUGCCCCUGAGUCCAGGAGUCGAUGAUUUUGGGGUUGGGAUAACUUCCCGUAGUUGUGAAAAAGCCACCUUAGUGAAGUUCAUUCAUUAGCACCAGCUUCGUUAAGACGGGCAAAGGAAGCUGAGCUUUCUGAAGUUUACUGUGAUGAGAACUCACUGUAUGCCGAGUCCAAGGAGCUACCUCACAGGUGGCUUUAAAAAUCUGAGAGAAAUAUUCAAAUGUGGAUGUAUUUUUAAUAGUAAGUUCUUUAAAAUCAAACAACAGAAGCUUCGUGCUCCACUGAUACUUUAUUUGCACCUUCUUGUAUAAUCUGUUGUUAUGUGAACGUUUGAAAUGUUACAUUUUGAAAUGUAAAAAUACUGUGAUAUUAGAUUUUAUUUAAUGCAAAUACUGUUUUAUAGAUUUUAUUUAUGAAAACAUUUUGUAGAAAAAUGAUGUGAAUUCCAGAGACUGUUGGAACUCAGAAAGACCUUUUUUAAAAAACUUUUAAAAUCCCUCUAUCUAACAAACCACCCCGCCCACACUGCCAGCCUGUGUCUGUACAUGCGUUCAGCUGAGU
Messenger RNA from Oxyura jamaicensis (ruddy duck), 3246 nucleotides. It is a transcript of the gene GPR174, whose product is annotated as G protein-coupled receptor 174. Gene Ontology annotation, biological process: phospholipase C-activating G protein-coupled receptor signaling pathway; positive regulation of Rho protein signal transduction. Gene Ontology annotation, cellular component: membrane. The record is from RefSeq and is a predicted model, not a curated record. The transcript is spliced from 2 exons. Lineage: Eukaryota; Metazoa; Chordata; Aves; Anseriformes; Anatidae. Gene Ontology annotation, molecular function: G protein-coupled receptor activity. Bases 751 to 1737 code for a protein of 328 amino acids.